Drosophila albomicans is the source of this 796-nucleotide messenger RNA. RefSeq lists its product as uncharacterized. Lineage: Eukaryota; Metazoa; Arthropoda; Insecta; Diptera; Drosophilidae. The transcript is spliced from 3 exons. Bases 99 to 770 code for a protein of 223 amino acids. The record is from RefSeq and is a predicted model, not a curated record.
UUAAAAUCGAUAAUGGCGAGUCCUGCCUUUAUCCUGCGGGAACAUUAUCCUGCGCACAGUUGCAGUUGCAGUUGAGAGCGUGAAGCAUUAGGUUGACCAUGGAAUUGGCACGGAAAAUAAUACUCUGGAUUAUUCCUUUAUUUGUGCUCGCAUUUCUGCUCACCAUGAGUGAAGCGUAUCUAAGUAGAGUGCGUGUUGAGGAGACGCCAUUUCAAAGGAUUCCACCGAGGGCAGCCAGUCUCUUGGUCAGAAAGCAAGGCAACCCAAAGCGAUCUAGUGGCAUUCAUUUAAUCUCCAGCCUGAAGCAUCAACGCACAUUUUUACACAUUUUCCAUGUGCCUUAUAUCAUUUGCUUUUAUGCCGCCAAGGGCAAAUGGCCUUAUGUGCCGGGAUUUAUGAAAACGCGUGUGAACAGCGCAGCCAGAAAUUUCUUUCAUCAAAAUGACAGUUUCAUUAAGCAAUUUUGCACCAAGUGGAUUCAAGUCAAGGAAUGCUUUAGACCACUCUUCGAUAAAUCAAAUGACACCACGGUUGAGGUGGAAACUUUGGAUGCUCAGAAGCAAAUUCAGCGCUGCGACUGUGACAAGUUGGUCUCCACGGAAGCCCCAGUGCCCGUUGUCUACUUUGACAAGAACUACAUUGGCAAUGUUAGCUCGGACACCAUUUUGAGCACCAUCGAGUUUCUCGAGAGUUUUCUGCCGCCGCCCACCAAAAAGCACAAACGCAAGAAUCGAGUUCGUGGAAGAUUGGAUGAAAUAGAUAUUGAUUAGAAUGUAAAGCAUGUCGAACAUUUAAC